This is a messenger RNA of Miscanthus lutarioriparius, 300 nucleotides long. Lineage: Eukaryota; Viridiplantae; Streptophyta; Magnoliopsida; Poales; Poaceae. The record is from the annotation of a GenBank genome assembly.
AUGGAUAAUACCGCAACGCUAGGAGGGCAAGAGCAAACGCUAGAAGGUGAUGUCAAAGAAGUUGAGGUCGACCAAAAUGGCGAUGAGGUCAAAGAAGAUGAAGACAGCGAGAUCACUGAGCAAGCAAGAAAUCUGAAGACCCUAAAUCAGUCCCAGCAAGACAUCCUCAAAUUCCAGAAUGAGAAGGAGCAGCUGCUUAGGCAAGCCGCUGCCCGUAACAGAUCCGAACAGACGCAGAGGACGAUUAGGGAAGCCGAAAUCCAGAGGGAUAGAUUGGCGAGAGAAAUUCAAGGACUAUAG